AUGGAACUGGUGGAGGAUGUUCGCAGAUCCGCAUUUGAGCCGGAAGCCUGGCGACCAUCGAAGGAGAAGCAUACCAACAAUACAGUCGAUGAGGAGUUCCUUAGUCAUGCUCGAUACCUUCAACAAAUGGUUGUGUACAAGACCUUGAAGUACGGCAUCAAAAACGGAGAUAUAGGACUCAUCGACCGAGUCAUUGGUGUCUGUUGCUUUUACUUCGAGGGGACUGGACAAUCAAACUACGCAUUCGAAAUGCUCUAUCUAAAGCGGCUCACUAGCACCAAAGCUUGUGACAAGGAGCUUCGGCGCGCAAUACUCUCGAAUAGCCUCGUUAACCCGCAUGGCUGUCGGGACACCUGGCAAGAAGUCGAUCGUAGCCUUGAAUAUCUGAACCUGGAGCUGAAAAGAGAGCUUUGGGCCCGUCGAACGUCGACUUUCGGAUUGGAUGCUCUGUUCAAGACUACCUCAUUAACGGCAGAAUAUACUGUUUGUCUACGCAGGGCAGUAGAGGACGCAUUCGCCCGGAAGGGCAACUCCACACAUUCUGUGCCCUCCGCGAUGGAUGAUAUUCAUACAUUAGCCUUUGAGCUGGCAUGCGACUCGAUUAAAUUUUAUGACGGCGGCAGGGAGGCAAGACAUCAAGCACCAGACAUACAUACGAUCGGGCUCGGAAGAGUAGCAACUCAAAAAUUGGAGGUGUUUAAUGCAAAGGUCAUAAGAGAUGAAGAUCGAAUAGUCGUACCACCUUAUGAGAGGAGAGGAGCCACGGCUGAUUUAGAUCCUAAUAGCGACACGAUGGCGAUAUUGGUAUGCGCAUGCUCAUGGAGUUUCUAG
Molecule: messenger RNA, 831 nt
Organism: Eremomyces bilateralis CBS 781.70
Lineage: Eukaryota; Fungi; Ascomycota; Dothideomycetes; Eremomycetales; Eremomycetaceae
Exons: 1
Coding region: 1-831 (276 amino acids)
Source: RefSeq, a predicted model, not a curated record